This is a messenger RNA of Fomitiporia mediterranea MF3/22, 2634 nucleotides long. RefSeq lists its product as uncharacterized. The record is from RefSeq and is a predicted model, not a curated record. Gene Ontology annotation, biological process: microtubule-based process. Gene Ontology annotation, cellular component: cytoplasm; nucleus. The transcript is spliced from 7 exons. The coding region runs from base 14 to 814 and encodes 266 amino acids. NCBI's taxonomy places the organism in Eukaryota, Fungi, Basidiomycota, Agaricomycetes, Hymenochaetales, Hymenochaetaceae.
GCUUACAUGUGAAAUGGUUGAAGAAGGCGCCGAUGUAGGUUUCAAGUACAACGACACAAAUGAUGCCUUCACACUUGUCGUCGGGAAUAAGAAAAGGCGCAAGCAGCGCCAGCACAAGGCACAUAGUACUCCGGCGGAGUUGCUGGAGCGGAGCAAGUCUGAAUUGCUCUCUGAUUCAGUAUGGAUGGAGAAGUGUACACAUAUCUGUCAAGAUGCGAUAACAAGUCUUCCUGGCGAGAUAAACACGAUACUAUGUCUUGGUCUCGGUAGUCCCACAGAAUCUGCACAGGCACGGUUCCAGUUCUGCUUUUUGCUCGAGUUACGGGAUAAGAUAUUUUCGAGUCAAGUAAGGAUACGCGCGUUCGAUCCAGUGUUCUCGACUGUGGACAUACUCCUUCUGACAUCGCUCGGCGCCCAAAUAUUGCCAGAUAACAAAGAAGGCAAGUAUGAGUUUGACGGGCCGACGCUGGCAUUCAUGCCCCACUGCGAUCGAGAACUUUACGAGAACUUUCUCCAAGCAAACUGGUCCGCUAAACUCCUCACGGACUUUCUCCUGAUCGGGAAUGAUCUUCGCAGAUACGUCGAGAGCGUCCCAGCGCGAGUCCUAGGGAAAGAAAGCCCCUGUCUAAGUCGACUAGCACCACUUCUGGUCUCAUCGCCCCUGCCAGAGCACCACUCGUUCCCAAACGCGUUCAGCACCACAUCCGUCCAGCACAUCAGCUCGGCAUCAUUAGCCACGGGGGCGCAGCGGAACUCCUUCGACUCCCUGUUCGAAAAAAAAGAGACUCCCGAGGUACACCCAGUUAACUCAUAACUGCGACGGGCGGACAUAUGCGUACUCCUUCUCCUGUACGCGUGGCGGCGAAGGACUUCAAGAAGGGAACGACGGGGAGGGAAGCGAAAGAAACGGGGUGGAAUAAACUUUAGAUUUUUUAGGAGCUUCUUGAAUUGAGUUGCCAUGAAUACUCCCUCCGACUCACCCCGGAGUCCGCGUCAUUUCCGGGAACUCGGAUGCUCCUUCUAUUAGUGGCCUUUACUCCUGUCGAGUAGUCUGUCUCCUCAUCAAAGGAAACCCAAGUACCUCCUGAGUACCCCAUAGAAAUACAAUCAGCAUUGAAUAAAGUCAAAUUCCGUUGCAAAUAACCAAUUGUCUACGCCUGCAUGCUCGAUGUCUGUCCCGGAGCUUGAGCGUUCUAUUCUGUGGCGUUUUCCAGUUCUGUCACGCGAAACACGCGGCCAGCCACAAGCGGGAAACGUCUGACACUCGCAUUAGAAUUCCCACACAGCUCCACUCGAUAAGGGCAAAAAACUACGAGCAUAUAAAAAGAGUUCAUACGCUAAGCAGACACGAUGACAACGGAGGCAUAAAGACAAAUAACCGGAAAAAAGUAAAGGCGAGAAAAGUGAGUGAAACGGGGGUAGAAAUAGACAAUCAAUGCAUGGCGGGCCAUAAAUUUACAACUGCGCAGAAAUAAGGACUAAGAGACGAGCAAAAAAUGAAUAAACAUCAGCAGCUUUGAUGGUAGGGACUAUAGACAGGGGUAGAAUCAGAGUGAGCGUCUGGGAGUGGAUCCUCGUAGGGGAAGAAUACAUUAAAUCCGUCGUAGAUGUGCGGCUCGUAUUGGUCUUGAGGAAGGGGGAUAGAGGCGGGGUCUACGAGGCUGAGAGACGCGCGGGAACGAGAGAACGGCGUAGAGAUCGAUUCAGACUCGUCGUCAGACGUGUCCUCAAUGGCAUCUGGAACAGAGCCCUCUGAGUCUUCUAUAUCAUGGUGGUGGUAAGGCAAGUACGGAAUAGAAUCAGAAACGAAACAGCAGUCGUGGGAGUCAUGCUCAAGAGGGGGAUAUGGUACAGGAUAUGGAACAGUGAUGGAUUGGGGCGUGGCGAACUCCUCGGACAAUGAUGUGCAGAAAGACUCGGGAUCCACCAGAGAGUGGAUUUUGAGCUGCUCAGAGCUGGCGUCGUCGAUGCUCACAGGCGAGAUACGGGCAUCAUCCUCGUCAUCGCUGUCUUCAUCACCGAGGGUCUCAAGAAGAGAGUCAAGCCAUUGCUCCUCAGACACCUCAGACACCUCAGGUGCCACUACGUCGUCUCCGGGGUCUGGAAACAUGAACUUAACACUGUCUAAGCUCGAGUCCACCUCCUCGUCUUCCACAUCGGUGUCAAUCUCAUUAGGUGAUUCUGCGACGUCAACUUCGAACGCCGCGUUUUGCGUUGCUAGAUCAGAAUGUACAUCUUGGGUGGUGAUAGAGUUUUUGAGCAACACCCAGCGGUGGAGGCUGAGGUUGUCCCUCGACCCGCCGGUAUACGCUGAGCGUAACUUAGAGCGAGCGAGGGUAGCAAGAUUUGAUGCUAUGGAUGACAUUGUGGUGGAAGCGGACUGAGGCACGAAGCGGGCGAUUGUAGGAUGCAUGGGCACAGACAGCGUGUUGAACGCGUGAAAAGCGAGAUGCGAGUGGUGGCAGGCGGGUGGUGUCAGAAGUGUAUACGGAAUACUCGAGCGGGCUCGAAAAGCAACGAUCCUGAGUUGGAUGUGCGGGCUCUGCAGGCCAUGUUGGUUGUUUAAAUGCUACACCUCGUCAACUGGGUGACAGUGGGCGAGAGGAAGACAAGAGGCAGGAGACAGGCGGAGAA